Hevea brasiliensis (rubber tree) is the source of this 2572-nucleotide messenger RNA. RefSeq lists its product as uncharacterized. Bases 867 to 2351 code for a protein of 494 amino acids. The record is from RefSeq and is a predicted model, not a curated record. The transcript is spliced from 11 exons. Lineage: Eukaryota; Viridiplantae; Streptophyta; Magnoliopsida; Malpighiales; Euphorbiaceae.
UUUUUAAUAUGAUUCUGAUACUUAUUUUCACUUUAUUUUUCUGACAAAAUUAAAAAAAAAAAUUUAAGAAUUGAAUUUAAGUUCUCAAUUAUGUAAUAAUUUUUUUUAUUUAGCAUAUUAUUUUAUUAUCAUAUUUCAUAAAUUAUGAAAAGAAGAAAGAAAAAAUCUAAGCAUAACAAGAGCAGUGAUGUUGAAGAAAUUGAAAGAACAUAACUAAUCUUGAGGCUGUGUUUGGAGGCAGAUGGCUGUAUUUAUAGAGCUGCCAUAGUUAAUGCCCAUUAGCCAAGCUUGUGGAGAGUGUUUCCUGAGAGAGAGAGAGAGAGAGAGAGUCGCCUACAUUAGCCAUAAAUGGGCAAAAUCCCUGCUUUCUUUCUGAGUGAGUUGCAGUGUGUUGUGGGUAUCUUUACGGGCAAAAUCCCUGCUUUCUUUCUGAGUGAGUUGCAGUGUGUUGUGGCUAUCUUUACCUUUUGAGUUUUGACAAUCUGCCUCUCUAUCCUCAAUUUGCUAUUUGCUGAUGCUGUUCUGUUGACGAGAGAAAAUUUUCUUUUUCUUUUUUAUGCUCUUUUGGAAUUUAAGAGAUGCUCUGUCUAAAAGCGGAAGUCCUCGAUGACCACGACGCUAACAGCAGCAGUGUUUCUACUACUAGUAACAAUAGUGGUGGUGGGUUUGGGUUUAUUCUCCCAAUAAAUCUUUGAUUUGCUUUGCUUUACAGGGGAAGUUCCAUUCAUAAGUAUUUAUGGAGGAGUGGUAGGUUAUCCAAUCGAUCUAUUUCUUCUGGAGAUGGGUGUCCUCAUUCUUCCCUAAUUUCUGAUUUUGAGGAUAUUAAACCCCUGGAAAAAAGAAGUGGACAAUUGAAAGGUGGGAAUAUGUCUCUUUACAAAUACCAGCUUGAGGAAGAUGUUAAAAAGUUGCGACAGCAGUUGCAAGAAGAGAUUGACUUGCGCCUAGCUCUAGCAAGCGCUAUUGAACACUCUGAUUCAUCCUUCUCUAGUUCACCUUGUCAGCUUCCAGAUAAGGCCCAAGAGAUUUUGGAUAGCAUAGCUAUUCUGGAGAUUACUGUAUCGAAGCUUGAACAAGAAUCAAUUGCGUUGCAAUAUCAGCUUAGUCAGGAGAAAAAUGAGCGCCAUCUUGCUGAGUGGCGUUUAAGGCAUUUGGCCUGUCCAUCACCAUCACCAUUGGAUUCCUCAGAGAUUAGGAGACCUUCCUGUGGAGAUAAUGUAGAAGGGAAAGUGGAUGAUAAGCCCCUCUGGGAAGAUAUAAACGAAGAGCUAAAAAGGGUUCAUUUUGUAGAGAAACUUUGGCACCACCCUAAUCGGCUUUCUGAAGAAAUGGUCUCGUGCAUGAGAGAUAUUUUUGUCUUCUUAGCAGAUUCUUCCAAGCUCUCUUCUUCUGAAUGUAUGGCUUCACCUUCUUCACCUCAGGGGCACCUCUCUUACUUUUCUUUGGCAUCUUUCUCCGACUCACCCGUAAUGAAUUCGUUUAUGAAGAAUCCCUCAGUUGACAUGGAACAUGGUUCUGAAGUCUCUGAAAAAUAUUGUAAAAUUGAUCCAUAUAAUGUUCCUGGUAAGGUAGAUUGGAUAGAAGGCAUUGGAGCUUACAGCACAGCAGUUGAGGUCUCAUGGUUGUCUGUUGGGAAGAAAGAACUUGAGUAUGCUUCUGGGGCCCUCAAAAGAUUUAGGUUGCUUGUUGAGCAGUUGGCUGAAGUUGUCCCAUCUCGCCUGAGUUGCACUGAGAAGCUAGCAUUCUGGAUUAAUGUGUAUAAUGCUUUGAUCAUGCAUGCCUUUCUUGCAUAUGGAGUUCCAAGAAGUGAUAUUAAAUUAUUUUCCUUAAUGCAGAAGGCUGCUUACACCAUUGGAGGGCACACAUUCAGCGCUGCUGACAUUGAAUUCGUUAUUCUGAAGAUGAAACCACCAGCUCAUCGCCCACAAAUAGCCUUGCUACUUGCUCUUCAAAAAUCUAAGGUAAUUGAUGAGCAGAAGUUUUCCAUUGAUCUACCUGAGCCUCUGCUGGCUUUUGCUCUAAGUUGUGGGAUGCAUUCUUCACCGGCAGUGCGAAUUUUCAAGCCUGAAAAUGUAAACGAGUUGCUUGAAACUUCAUUGAAGGAUUAUGUGCAAGCCUCUGUCGGCAUAAGCAGGAAAGGUAAACUAUUGGUGCCAAAAUUGUUGUAUUGUUUCGCCAAAGGCAUUGUAGAGGACUUGCAGCUGCCUGAGUGGAUUUGCCAGUUCCUCUCCCCAGAGCAAGCUGCCACGGUUAAAGACAGUUCAUCUAAACACAAGUGGAGGUUACUUGGUGCUCGAAGCUUCUCUGUCAUACCUUUUGAUUCAAGGUUCCGCUUUCUUUUCAUAUUGUAGUAACUGGAUGAAAUUUAUAGUUGUCUUGAGCAUCCAAUCGAUGGAAACAUGUGGGUUCAAGCUUGUUUCCAGUUGAUCAAUUUCCCUUGAAAGAUUGGAGGUUUGCCACACACAAGGUUUUAUUAGAUGCUUAUUGACUGAUCUAAAAUAGUGAAUUUUAUAAAAAUUUUAUUGUACAGUCAUAAAUUCCAUCAAUAAAUAUUCUUUCCUUAAUUUUACAA